Messenger RNA from Meleagris gallopavo (turkey), 2892 nucleotides. The record is from RefSeq and is a predicted model, not a curated record. Lineage: Eukaryota; Metazoa; Chordata; Aves; Galliformes; Phasianidae.
UGCCUUGUUUCCUUUUAGGUUCCAGCUGGGACUGGGCUAUUAAAGCAGCAUUCUCAAUCAGAUAAAUUCAUAAGAACUUCCAGUCAUGAUCAGCUGUUGGCAGAAAUGAUGCAAUCUCAUAUGGUUAAAGAUAUGUGUUUGAUUGGAGGAAAAGGCUGUGGAAAAACAGUUAUUGCUAAGGAGUUUGCUGAUAUGCUAGGAUACAGCAUAGAACCUAUCAUGCUAUAUCAGGACAUGACGGCUAGAGACCUGCUGCAGCAGAGGUAUACUCUUCCUAAUGGGGACACUGCAUGGAGACCAUCACCUCUUGUUACUGCGGCCUUGGAAGGAAAACUUGUUAUUCUUGAUGGCAUUCAUCGAAUUAACCCUGGCACUCUAGCUGUAUUGCAAAGGCUAAUACAUGACAGAGAAUUGACCCUCUAUGAUGGCACCAGAUUAUUAAGGGAGGAUAGGUAUCAGAACUUAAAAGAAGAAUUGAAGAUCCCUGAUGAGAAACUACAGGAAAGGUCUAUCUUUCCUAUCCACCCCUCAUUCAGAAUAAUCGUCCUAGCAGAACCUCCUGUCAUUGGAAGUAGUACCCAACAGUGGCUUGGUCCAGAGUUUCUGACACUGUUUCUUUUUCAUCAUGUUCGAUCUUUAAGCAAAAAUGAAGAAAUUCAAGUUAUUAAAGAAAUGAUUCCAAAUGUACCCAGUGUUGCUGUGGAGCAGUUGUUGUCAUUAACACAUAAGCUUCGGGAGACAAACGAUGCCACAGCACAGUCCCUGGCUUCAUCUUUAUCUACUCGACAGCUAUUGCGAAUUUGUCGUCGACUGUCACAACAUCCAGAUGAAAGCCUUUACUAUGCUGUUAAUAAAGCCUGCCUUUCCAGGUUUUUACCAAACCUUGCAAGAUUGGCUUUACAUAAAAAUCUACAGGAUUCGGGGAUUGAAACAAAUCCGGAUAACAUGAAGAAACUAGAGGAGAAGGAUUACAGUUGUGAAAUAAAAAAUGGGAUUCUGAAAAUAGGAUCUGUGACUAUGCCAGUUUAUAACCCAAGUGAGAAAAUGAAAGUGCCUGAUGUUUUGUUCUAUGAAAACGCUCAACACAUGAUGGUAAUGGAAGAUAUGCUAAAAGACUUUCUGUUGGGAGAACAUCUUCUUUUAGUUGGCAAUCAGGGUGUCGGGAAGAACAAGAUUGUUGACAGAUUCCUUCACCUUUUAAACAGAUCCAGAGAGUAUUUACAGCUGCAUAGGGACACCACUGUACAAAGUCUUACCCUACAGCCUUCUGUUAAAGAUGGUCUGAUUACAUAUGAAGAUUCACCUCUGGUAAAGGCAGUGAAGUUUGGACAUAUUUUGGUAGUUGAUGAAGCAGACAAAGCACCAACAAAUGUUACCUGUAUCUUAAAAACCUUAGUAGAAAGUGGAGAGAUGGUUUUGUCAGAUGGAAGGCGAAUUGUUGCCAAUCCUGCUCAUGUAGAGGGGAGAGAAAAUGUCAUAGCAAUUCAUCCUGAUUUUAGAAUGAUAGUUCUAGCAAAUAGACCUGGAUUUCCUUUCUUGGGUAAUGACUUUUUUGGCACAUUAGGGGACAUUUUUAGUUGCCAUGCUGUUGACAAUCCUAAGCCACAGUCUGAGCUGGCUAUGCUUCGACGGUAUGGUCCUGAUGUUCCAGAGCCUAUUCUUCAGAAAUUAGUAGCUGCUUUUGGAGAGCUGAGGAGUUUAGCUGACCAAGGAAUUAUUAAUUAUCCCUAUUCUACUAGAGAAGUUGUGAAUAUUGUGAAGCAUUUACAGAAAUUCCCAACUGAAGGACUGGCAAAUGUUGUUCGAAAUGUGUUUGACUUCGACUCCUACAACAACGAAAUGCGUGAAAUUUUAACCAACACUUUGCACAAAUAUGGGAUACCUAUUGGAGCAAAACCAACCAAUGUACAGCUGGCCAAGGAACUGCCAUUACCAGAUCAUAAAUUUAUGGGCUACUGGAAAAUUGAUCAGCCGGGGAAUGCACAACAGAAACUGCUGUGUCCCACAGAAACUCAAAAAAUAGAUGUAAAGGGCCCUGUGUACUUAAAUAUUCAAGGAUUUCCACUGGAACGACAUGAAGCCCGGUCCCUCAACUUCACAGAAGAGCUUGCUUAUUGGACACUGCCUUUGGAUGAAACUAACCUUGUUUGCGAUGUCACUGUCACAAAAGAAGAGGAAACUGACAAUGUUCUUUAUGUUACUACCUGCAAUCCUGUUUCCUUGUACUUCAUGAAUGUCUCUAGUAAGAAUGGAUACUUUGUGGAUUUGUAUGACAUCUUCCCAAGAACAGUUGGACAUGUCUGGCAGCCUUUUGUGACUGUGGCACCACUGGGAAAUCCACUCAAAGGUCAAGUGAUUCUGCAUGAAGAGGAGAGCAAUGUUGUGUUGUUGUUGGAUACAAACAGUGGUGCCAUUCGUCGGCUUUUGCUCUCACCAGAUGCUCAAGAUUCUCCCAGGAGAACACCCUGGUGGAGCAGCAAGGAGGAGACGAGCAGUUACAAAAUGUGCCGAGAGUUUUCACACAAAAACUGGCUGGUGUUCUACAAGGAGAAAGGAAACCGACUUAUUGUACUCGAUGUAUUAGAGGGCCAAACUCACACCAUCUCACUGCCGAUCAAUCUGGAAUCUGUCUUCCUGGUGGCUGAAGACCGGUGGCUCUUGGUGGAAAGUGAAACAAAUCAGAAAUUUCUUUUAACGAAGCGUGUCCAUAUGGAGGCUGAAGACAGUGAGGCUUGCCAGCUGUAUGCAUUGAAUGAAGAGCCAGCUGACAUGGGAUUUGGCUUAACAACGGGUGAUACUGUCACUAUUGGAGAUGUGUCUUUUAAACUCAAAACACCGAAGAACCCAGAACUUGUUCCACAGAAUUACAGUAAGCAUCUGCUUUCCUUGUGA